GGCUUGGGCUUCGGUUCCGGCGACAUGGCUAAACGCACCAAGAAGGUCGGGAUCGUCGGGAAAUAUGGGACCCGCUAUGGUGCCUCCCUCCAGAAAAUGGUGAAGAAAAUUGAAAUCAGCCAGCACGCCAAGUACACCUGCUCCUUCUGUGGCAGGACCAAGAUGAAGAGACAAGCCGUUGGCAUCUGGCACUGUGGUUCCUGCAUGAAAACAGUGGCUGGUGGAGCCUGGACCUACAACACGACUUCUGCCAUCAGAAGACUGAAGGAACUGAAAGACCAGUAG
Molecule: messenger RNA, 285 nt
Organism: Peromyscus eremicus (cactus mouse)
Lineage: Eukaryota; Metazoa; Chordata; Mammalia; Rodentia; Cricetidae
Product: 60S ribosomal protein L37a-like
Exons: 1
Coding region: 25-285 (86 amino acids)
Biological process (GO): translation
Cellular component (GO): ribosome
Molecular function (GO): structural constituent of ribosome
Source: RefSeq, a predicted model, not a curated record